GGCCUUUUGAGAACUUGCAUAACUUCCAAAGCCUUCAUCUGCCUCCCUGCACGUGCAUACGUAACGCUGGCCACCUCCAAUGGAGUCUUGCCCUGAAUGCCAAGCAACGCUUCUGCAAGACCGUCGUCAAGGGGCUCAGCGUGCGGAUAUGGUCGAGUUGUGGAGAAGUUCUCAUGGCUACACGGCCCAUGGGAAUCGACAUGAUUGUCUAAUAUAAAUCAGAGAAACAUCACCUUCAUUCCAAAUCUCGAAAUUCCUCACCAGUCUCUCAGUGCUUGACUUACCUUCCUUUCAGUUCGAACACACAUUCACUUCGUCAAUUUCCAUUCUUCCAUACUCGCAAAUAUGCGCUUCGCCCAGACUGUCGUCUCGGGCUUGACCCUUCUGUCGAGCUCAGUGCUCGCCCACCCCGGCCAUGAUGUUACCCAAGAGAUUGCCGAGCGCCGAGAGUUCCUCAGCUCCGUCAAGCGUGCCGAUCUCAGCCACUGCGCUUCUAAGCUCAAGGCCCGCGGUAUGGACAAGCGCAACGUCGCACGCCGAACGGCCGCUCUUGGGAAGGCCCGCGCCAAGCGAGGCAUCAACAAGCGUGAUCUGGAUACCGUGCUGGCAACUUCUCACAACGAGACCUCCCUUGGGUACACUCUGAACACUGAUGCCGCUACCCUCUUCAGCGGUAACAGCUCUUGUAUUCUCACCCCUGAAGUUACUCAGGGUCCUUACUACGUUGGAGGCGAGUACGUCCGACGCAACCUGAUCGAGGACCAGGAGGGUGUGGACACCGUCAUUGACUACCAAGUCAUCGAUGUCGACACUUGCGAGCCAGUCCCUAACGUCUAUCUCGAGAUGUGGCACUGCAACUCGACUGGUGUCUACUCCGGUAUUGUUGCUUCCGGCAACGGUGACUCCUCGGAUGAGACCAACAUCGACAACACCUGGCUCCGCGGAAUCCAGAAGACGGAUACCGACGGUGUGGCUCAGUUCGAGACCAUCUUCCCCGGUCACUACACUUCCCGUGCUACCCACAUCCACUUGAUGGUUCACCAGAACGCCACUCUUUACUGCAACGGAACCUUGGGCAACGAGGUUGUCGCUAGCCACGUUGGCCAAGCUUUCUUUGACCAGGACCUCAUCACGGCUGUCGAGCUUACCGCUCCCUACAGCACCAACACCCAGGAAGUCACAGAGAACGCUGACGACUCAAUCCUGUCUGAGGAGACUGCUACUGAGGGUAUCGAUCCUUUCCAUGAGUACACUCUUCUAGGCGAUAGCGUUUCCGAUGGUGUCUUUGCUUGGCUCGCUUUCGGUAUCAACACCACCGAGACCUCAUCCGUCACCCCCGCUGCUUUCUACUACGCCGAGGGUGGUGUUGAGAACGAGAACUCCGGUUCCGGCGGUGGUGGUGGUGGUGGCGGCUCUCCCCCUGAUGCCAGUGGCUCCUUCCCUAGUGCCAGCGGCUCUUCUGCUGCCCCUUCCAGCACUGCUUAAGCGCUUUGGAAUGCUGAUGGUUAGAACUGCUUGUGAGCGUGUCG
This is a messenger RNA of Truncatella angustata, 1529 nucleotides long. Its product is annotated as Intradiol ring-cleavage dioxygenase. The coding region runs from base 346 to 1485 and encodes 379 amino acids. NCBI's taxonomy places the organism in Eukaryota, Fungi, Ascomycota, Sordariomycetes, Amphisphaeriales, Sporocadaceae. The record is from RefSeq and is a predicted model, not a curated record. Gene Ontology annotation, molecular function: oxidoreductase activity, acting on single donors with incorporation of molecular oxygen, incorporation of two atoms of oxygen; ferric iron binding. The transcript is spliced from 3 exons.